Molecule: messenger RNA, 1016 nt
Organism: Mizuhopecten yessoensis (Yesso scallop)
Lineage: Eukaryota; Metazoa; Mollusca; Bivalvia; Pectinida; Pectinidae
Product: cyclin-related protein FAM58A-like
Exons: 6
Coding region: 36-734 (232 amino acids)
Biological process (GO): regulation of transcription by RNA polymerase II
Cellular component (GO): nucleus
Molecular function (GO): cyclin-dependent protein serine/threonine kinase regulator activity
Source: RefSeq, a predicted model, not a curated record
UCUCGUUCAACCAGACUCUUGUUGUCUGGGCAGGAAUGGCGUUUACCACUGAGAGCCGAGUAAAUUUUCGUGUUGUAAGAUUUAUGUAUGAAGCUGGUCAGAGGCUGCGACUGGAGUCUGUUCCGCUAGCUACUGCUGCUGUCAUUUACCACAAGUUUUUCAAGGAAAAUUCCUUACACGACUAUGAUCCUUAUACAAUAGCCACAACUGCAAUAUACCUGGCAGGAAAAGUGGAAGAACAACAACUGAAACUACGAGAUGUUGUGAACGUCUGUUACAGGACACUACAUAAGAGUAAGCCUCCGCUGGAGAUGAGCGACAAGUACUGGGCCCUGCGGGAUUCUGUAGCCAGCUGUGAACUGUUUGUCCUUAGAAUGAUGAACUUUAAAGUGGUGUUUGACCAUCCACACAGAUACCUUCUACAUUACCUGAAGUUCAUCAAAGACUGGUUUGAGCCUUAUCGAUGGGAGGAUUUGCCAAUAGCUAGAACAGCUUGGGCACUACUACGCGACUGUUACCAUGGCAGUGUCACGCUGAAAUACAAACCAGAUCAUAUUGCAGUGGCCAUUUUAUAUAUGACACUACAAUGUCACGGAGUGGAUGUUCCUUAUCACUACCAGUCAGAUACUCCAUGGUGGAAGGUGUUUACCGAGGACGCUACAAUAGGAAACUUAAAGGAUAUCAUGAGUGACCUUAUUGACAUUUACGAUCUGGAAACGUCUGUGCAACCAUGAAGAUUGGAUUAGAUCUUUUGCCUUGAGAAAAAAGAUGUCAUUGUUGCUUGGGUUCUACAACAAAUUCAUUCGACUGAAGUAAUUAUCACGAAGUUCCGAAUUUUUAACAGACAGGAGUGUCGAUAUAAAGCUCAGGCCUGCUUCCUGUGGCAACCCCAGUGGAUCAACAUCACCAACCAUCAAGUUUCUACUUACGACAGACAGCCAUGUCAGCAUAAAUAGAGCACAGGCCUUGUUUUCUGAUAGCUCCAGUUGACCUAUAGAUGUCUAAGACGUACAGGU